ACUAACUCAUUUGGUGGCUAUAUUUAGUGAGUAGAUAACAUUUUUUUUAAAAUUAAAACUUAAAAAUAAACUCCCCCCUUUUUUUUUUUAAUUUUUUUCGCAAUGCACCGGCUAGUAAUUUAGGAAGAGAAGAGUAUUACACUAUCCAGUAUCUACUAUGUCAAAAUAAAUAGAACACAAUUUUAAGUGUGGAUCCCAGUCUCCACCUACCUCCAUGUUGACGAAGUUAUCAACUUAACGAGUGCAGUUUCUUGGAAACUCGAAACAAUUUGGUAAAGUAGCAGCGUUGACUUGGUUGAAGAGAGAGAGAGUUCAGAUAAUUAAUGGCAGAUGGUGUCGUUUCCUUCCUGAUUCAGAACUUGUCACAGCUGCUUGUUGAUGAAGCGAAGCUGCUGUCCGGUGUGGAGGGAAAAGUCAAGUCCCUCAUCAGCGAGCUCAAGUUCAUAGACAUCUUCCUCAAGAGUUCAGAGGGGAAGCGCAACAACAACAUAGUUAAGGAAGUUGUGAACCAGAUUAGAGAUGUUGCCUAUGAAGCUGAAGAUGUUGUUGACAACUACGUCGCCAAUGUUAGCCUCCACAGAAGCAGAAGCAUCCUGGGGAAGAUGUUCCAUUGUGUUGGCCAAGCUAUGAUGCUUCAUAAUGUGGAUGCUGAGAUUGAGAAUAUCAAGAGAUCCAUUUCUGAGAUAUACAGCAACAGGGACAAGUAUGGCAUUGGAGAAGGUGAGUUCCAGUGUGGUGGAGAAGCUACCCCAGCUGCCACGGAGGCACUCCGGAAGAGGAGAAGGGAUGUGGAGGAAGAAGAUGUGGUUGGAUUGGUUCAUGAGUCUGAUACUGUCAUUAAGAAACUCUUGAAGACAGAUUCACGGCUUCAAAUAGCUUCCAUAAUUGGUAUGGGUGGUUUGGGAAAGACUACCCUUGCUAGGAAGAUCUACAAUAGUAAGAAGGUGAAGGAGAAGUAUCCAUUUCGUGCAUGGGGUUAUGUGUCUAAUGAGUAUAGAGCUAAAGAGUUAUUGUUGAGCCUUAUUCGGUGUUUGUCAACAUGGAAAUCUAAUGAAGAAAGUGAAGAGGAACUGAAGGAGCAUCUAAGAGAGUGCUUGAAUGGGAAGAAGUACUUAAUUGUGCUUGAUGAUAUUUGGAAAACAGAAGUGUGGGAUGAUGUAAAAGGAGCUUUUCCAGAUGACAAUAAUGGUAGCAGAAUCUUGAUAACGAGUCGAAUUGGAGAGGUAGCUGCUUAUAUGGGAACAAUGCCUCCUUACUUCCUUCCAUUUCUCACUGAAGAACAAAGCUGGGAACUUUUCUCCAAGAAAGUGUUUAGAGGAGAAGAAGAUUGUCCACCUGAUCUAAAAGAUUUAGGCAUGUCAAUUGUUGAAAGCUGUAGUGGCUUACCUCUUGCUAUUGUGGUGCUAGCUGGGCAUGUUUCCAAGAAGGAAAAGUCUCUUAGAGAGUGGUCAAGAAUCAAAGAACAUUGGCUUCGUGUUCGUGACAACAACACUGUGGUGGUGAUGGACAUACUAAAACUUAGCUAUGACAGUUUGCCUCAAAAAUUGAAGUCUUGCUUUUUAUACUUUGCAAUCUAUCCUGAAGAUUAUGAGAUCCCUGCAAGAAACCUUAUCCAGUUAUGGGUAGCUGAAGGUUUUAUACAAAUUCCAGAAACUGGAACAUCAGAUACAUUAGCACUGGAAGACAUUGCAGAGUAUUACUUAGAAGAGUUGGUUGAUCGUAGUCUGGUGCAAGUGGCAAGCAAGAGGAGCGAUGGGGGCGUAAAAACAUGUCGAAUUCAUGAUCUUCUUCGCGAUCUUUGCGUAUCUGAGAGCAAAGCAAGUAAAUUCAUAGAGAUACACAGAGAGUUGGACAUCAACAAAUCCAACUCUAGAAAGAUGUCUUUCCACCACAGCACACAAUUCUCAUCCUCACCAAACAAAAACAACCACUUUCACACACAUUCCUUGUUCCUCUUUGGAGAAGAGCUUACCUGGGAUGAUGAAUCAAAAGGAUGUAAACAGUUCAGGAAAAGCUUCAAGUUGGCCCGUGUUCUACACCUCAACAAAGUGUUGUUGGAUUUGCCACCUAGUGGCUUGAAGCUGAUGAUCCAUCUAAGGUACUUGAAGAUAAAAACAGAUUCUAGAUCUGCUGAAAAUAUUUUAGAUUCUAUAUCCAACCUUAGGAAUCUAGAAACACUGCAUUUAAGUUGUGACUGGGUGGUCUCCAUCCCAAUCAAGAUAUGGAAGUUGAAGCGGUUGAGGCAUUUCAACUUGAGAAUCAAAGAGAUUUCUCAGAUGUCUAGAGUAACAAACAAUGAAAGAAUGUCCAACCUUCAAACCCUUUGUGAAGUACCUCUCUAUUCAGAAACUAUAUCAAUGCUUAACAACAAUGGAAGCUUCCCUAACUUAAAGAAGCUGGGUUUAUGUUUCUAUCCAAACUUCCAGCAAUCUUCUACAGGUGCUGCCAAUCUUUCAUCACUUAGCAUGAACCACCUUAGCAAACUAUGCACACUCAAAAUAAGAGGUGAUCUCUUUAAUCCAUUCAGUGCAAAUGGAUUUAAGUCAACGUUUUUUCCAUCAAACAUUGAGAAGAUUACCUUGGUAGACUUCAAGGAAUUGGACUUUAAAGCUCUGGGGAAACUCCGGAAUCUGAGAAUUUUGAAACUGAGAAGAGGAUCAACAGGGGAUGGUAUUCAUUGUGUGGCCGGAGAGUUCCCGGCGCUUCAAAUGCUUCAGAUGAAGGAAGUGAAGGUUGAGAGGUGGAUACAAGAUGAAGGUGCAAUGCCAAGUCUUAGUCGUUUGAUCAUCAAAGGUGGUGCAGUGGAAGACCUUCCUCUACAACUUCAAUCCUUGGCUUCCAUUAAAUAGAAGCAUGCUAAGCAGUGGUGACUCAUAUUCUAUAAUACAUCAAUGUGAGAUCAUAGUCUGAUUGGUUCUUUGUUGUGUACUUUUGUUGAAGCUUGAAUUAUUUUCCAUGAUCAUUCUGAAAGCUAAGGCUGGUUCUUUUUUAUUUUAUGAAUAAAUGACCAUUUGUACCCAUGAAAGAUGAAAACGCUGACAUAUGUACUAACGCAAGAUGUCUUCCAUGUAACAAAAGUACCCUGUCUUUGGAAGGUUGGAGUGCCACGUAGAGUACUUUUGUCAUACGAAAGGCAUCUUGCGUGGUACAAGUUUAGUUUCGAUCUAGUGUGGGUACAUAUGUCAGUGUUUUCAUCUUUUAUGGAUACGAAUGGUCAUAAGGUCAUUUAUUCUU
Molecule: messenger RNA, 3234 nt
Organism: Arachis ipaensis
Lineage: Eukaryota; Viridiplantae; Streptophyta; Magnoliopsida; Fabales; Fabaceae
Product: disease resistance protein RPP13-like
Biological process (GO): defense response to other organism
Molecular function (GO): ADP binding
Source: RefSeq, a predicted model, not a curated record